Pelodiscus sinensis (Chinese soft-shelled turtle) is the source of this 906-nucleotide messenger RNA. Its product is annotated as olfactory receptor 52M1-like. Gene Ontology annotation, cellular component: plasma membrane. NCBI's taxonomy places the organism in Eukaryota, Metazoa, Chordata, Testudines, Trionychidae. Gene Ontology annotation, molecular function: G protein-coupled receptor activity; olfactory receptor activity. The record is from RefSeq and is a predicted model, not a curated record. Gene Ontology annotation, biological process: G protein-coupled receptor signaling pathway.
AUGUCGUAUUUCAACGUGGGCAUCCCUGGCCUGGAGGAGGCCCAUGUCUGGAUCUCCAUCCCCUUCUGCGCCAUGUACGUCAUAGCCCUCUUGGGGAACUUCACCAUCCUCUUCAUUGUGAAGACAGAGUCUCGGCUCCACGAGCCCAUGUACUAUUUUCUCUGCAUGCUGGCCAUCACCGACCUGGUCUUGGCCACAUCUGUCCUGCCCAAAAUGCUGAGCAACUUCUGGUUCAAUUCCAGGGAGAUAGACUUCGAUGCCUGCCUCACCCAGAUGUACUUCAUUCACUGCUUCUCAGCAAUUGAGUCUGGGAUAUUGGCAGCCAUGGCUUUGGAUCGCUAUGUGGCCAUUUGCCAUCCUUUGAGACAUUCCACCAUCCUGACAAACCCUUCGGUAGCUAAAAUUGGCCUGGCCCUGUUGCUACGCAGCAGCAUAGUCACACUGCCCUAUCCCUUACUGACGAGGAGAUGGCCAUAUUGUAGAACCAACAUCAUCUCUGAGCCGUACUGUGUGCACAUCGCCGUGGUGAAGUUGGCCUGCGCCGACACCCGCAUCAAUAGUUACUAUGGGCUCUUUGUGAUGUUCUUUGUGUUGGGUCUGGAUGUGAUUUCUAUUGCCAUCUCCUACAUGCAGAUCCUCAGAGCCAUCUUCAGCCUCCCCACAAAGGACGCUCGGCUCAAGACUUUUUUGACUUGUGCCUCACAUCUCUGCGCCAUUGUAAUCUUUUACAUCCCAAGUGCCUUCUCCUCCCUCAUUUAUCGUUUCGGACAAAAUUUUCCCCAGCAUGUCCAAGUUCUUAUUGCCAUUAUGUACCUCCUGCUGCCCCCCAUGCUCAACCCCAUCAUCUAUGGGGUAAAGACCAAACAGAUCUGGAGCAGGCUGCGCUGGUUUGUUACUCGUAAAUAG